Musa acuminata subsp. malaccensis (wild Malaysian banana) is the source of this 1709-nucleotide messenger RNA. Its product is annotated as NAC domain-containing protein 21/22-like. Gene Ontology annotation, molecular function: DNA binding. The record is from RefSeq and is a predicted model, not a curated record. Lineage: Eukaryota; Viridiplantae; Streptophyta; Magnoliopsida; Zingiberales; Musaceae. Gene Ontology annotation, biological process: regulation of DNA-templated transcription.
GAGCUUAAUAAUUGCAUCUCGAUUCCUUGCCCUGAGCUCUGCGCUCCUCCAUCCACACACCCACCCAAGCUUGUGGAGAUCCAUGCCACAACUCAUCAUCGAUGGUGCCUAACAAGGACAAGAUCUCCUUGUGAUCAGUGAUGCGAUUGCUUAGUCUAAUUAAUGGCUGGCGUCAACCAUUGGCAAAACCUACAAGAUCUUAUUUAUGGAUUCCAUGGAGAUAUGAACAUCAAUUAGUGGACUUUUUCUCCUGUCGUUCUUCUACAUUUGUGACGAUGGUGUUUCUCAUGCAAGUUGAGAACAGCUCGUGACUUGUAUGGAUCAGACAGAACAAGAAACGAGGCCCGCUUGGCAAAUUAACACCCGCAUACCAUCUUGUCAUGAUCGGAAUUGUUUCUCGUAGUUCUUUAGCACAAGCAUCAGUCCCUUGGCAUCUUAUCGGAGAUUGCGACGGCGGCACACGCUUCUACUGCAGAUAUGAUUGGAGGGGGCAACUUCCAUCGCUCGUUCAUCCACACUCUAGUGCACCAUCUUCUUCUCUAUAUAACUCCCCCAAAUCGCCUACUCCCUACAAUUCCAGCUCUGGUGGAUUGCCCGCACCCACAAAGCUCCUGUAGCAUUCAGGUAUAUGGAUAAGAUGGGACUAAGAGACAUAGAGUCCACACUGCCGCCAGGGUUCAGAUUCUUCCCGAGUGAUGAGGAGCUGGUCUGCCACUAUCUCCACAAGAAGGUGAGCAACGAGAGAACCUGCGAGGGGACGAUGGUGGAGGUGGAUUUGCACACUCGAGAGCCAUGGGAGCUUCCAGAUGUGGCUAAAUUGACUGCCAACGAGUGGUACUUCUUCAGCUUCCGCGACCGCAAGUACGCCACCGGAUCUCGCGCGAACCGAGCAACCAGAUCUGGUUACUGGAAAGCAACGGGGAAGGAUAGAACGAUCAGUGAUCCGACGACACAUGCGACGGUGGGGAUGAGGAAGACAUUGGUGUUCUACAGAGGUAGAGCUCCCAGUGGAGCGAAGACCGACUGGGUCAUGCAUGAGUUCAGACUGGAGACCCCUCAUUCACCCCCCAAGGAGGACUGGGUUCUGUGUCGGGUUUUCCACAAGAAGAAAGGGGAGACGGAGAAUGAGAACACUGCGUCUUCUUCUCCCGCUCUGAGGUCAUCUCCUUCUUCUCUAGUGGACCAGCCCAUGCCAGAUUUCCGGCAUGAACGGUUGAGUUCAUCAUCUUUCUCCAUUCUCCCACAGCAAGAACCGGAGAGCAGCUCAGACCCCUUCCUGAACUUGGCGCUGAUGCAGGGCAGCUUUCUUGGGUUCUCACCGGAGAUGGGAAGCACGGCAAUGAUGGGGACGAGCUUAAUGUGUGAGGAUGAGCUUGGAUGUCCGCUGGAUUUGGGAUUUGAGAAUGGCUUUGGGGAGGGCGAGAUGGUAAGAUAUGAGCUGCCAAAGUGGCAAGCUUAGAUGCUAUAAGAGCAGCAUGCUUCCAACAGGACAACAUAUAUAAAUGUAGACUUGGAUUCGAAGAGGGUGAACGAACAUGUAUAGAUGCUACAAGAUUGGAUGAUGACUAUAGUACAAUGUAUUUAUUACCUAGUAAUUAUAAAUAUGCAUAAUAUAUAUAUAUACCUUUUUUUUUACUCUGUAAAAGCUUGAAGAAAAUUGGGAGUUUCAUUUUUUAUCCUCAUGUCGAUGAUUAUAAGGAUUGGAUUUU